Molecule: messenger RNA, 1841 nt
Organism: Dufourea novaeangliae
Lineage: Eukaryota; Metazoa; Arthropoda; Insecta; Hymenoptera; Halictidae
Gene: Tip60
Product: histone acetyltransferase Tip60
Exons: 5
Coding region: 1-1362 (453 amino acids)
Biological process (GO): regulation of DNA-templated transcription
Molecular function (GO): histone acetyltransferase activity
Source: RefSeq, a predicted model, not a curated record
AUGAUCGAGGAACACGACGAAGGUGAAACAAUAUGCGACUCAGUGAAUUCGUUGGUGGAAGGCUGUCGUUUACCGGUCAGAAUGCAUGGUACGGAUGAUUGGCCUCUAGCUGAAAUCAUCAGUGUUAAAGAUGUACACGGUGUCAAGUGUUAUUAUGUUCACUAUGUAGAUUUCAAUAAACGAUUAGAUGAAUGGGUUACGGAAGAUUGUUUGGACACUAGGAAAGUCCAAUAUCCCAGAAAAGAUGGAACCACACCAGGUACUGGUGCAGCAACCCCAAAAAAGCAAGCACCCAGUAGACCUCCUAGCCCUAGCAGUCUUAGCAAUGAACCGGUCAAUGGUUCUGCGGUAUUACAAGCGGCGUUACAAAAGAAAAUGUGUAGGAAAAGAAAGUUAACGUUCAUAGAAAAUGAAGAUUCUCAGGAUGGACCUCCACAGACACCUGGUCCAAGGCCAACCGGUUCACUGGUCGCACAUCAUCACGAUGACAUUGUGACUAGGAUGAAAAAUGUCGAAUUGAUAGAAUUAGGUCGUCACAGAAUAAGACCCUGGUAUUUCAGUCCGUAUCCACAAGAAAUGGUGAACCUGCCAUGUAUAUAUAUUUGUGAAUUCUGCCUAAAAUACAGAAAGAGUCGAAAGUGUUUGGAGAGGCACCUUAUCAAGUGCAAUUUGCGACAUCCUCCUGGCAACGAGAUUUAUAGGAAAGGAUCGAUAUCGUUUUUUGAGAUUGACGGCCGGAAAAACAAGAAUUACGCACAAAAUCUUUGCCUAUUGGCGAAAUUGUUCUUAGAUCACAAGACCCUUUACUACGAUACGGACCCGUUUUUAUUCUAUGUGAUGACAGAUUUUGACAGCAGAGGGUUUCACAUAGUCGGUUACUUUUCGAAGGAAAAGGAAUCGACGGAGGAUCACAAUGUCGCAUGUAUACUCACACUGCCACCCUAUCAAAGGAGGGGUUACGGGAAACUGUUGAUAGAAUUCUCGUACGAACUCUCGAAAUUCGAGGGCAAAACAGGUUCCCCCGAGAAGCCAUUGUCCGAUCUAGGAUUGCUAUCAUAUCGAAGUUACUGGGCGCACACGAUAUUGGACAUUCUGUUGAACAUAAAGCCUCUAGUGGAGAAUGAGAAACCGCAGAUCACGAUCAAUGAAAUUUGCGAGCUCACGUCGAUAAAGAAAGAAGACGUGAUAUCGACGUUACAGAACUUGAAUCUCAUUAAUUACUACAAAGGACAAUAUAUUGUUACGUUGAAUAGGGAGAUUAUCGAGCAACACGCGGCCGCAAUGGAAAAGAGGCAGAUCAGAAUAGAUCCUAAGUGUCUGCAUUGGACACCGAAAGACUGGAGUGUUAGGGCAAAAUGGUGAAGUGACUGUAAAGUUUGACAAUAAGACGAUGCUAAUCUGUCUUGAAAUUAUUUUCAGGAACCCAGGAAGUGACUGCGCAUGAUUUUCUAGCGAGUGUACAAAAGACUUCUGUACAUAAUAUUUUCGACCGUAACGGGUCUAGCGUUUUAAUAAGACUGUGUCAGGCUUUGCAUGCGAUUGCAAUGGUCUUACGAAGAGUAAACAAAAAAAAAGAACAGAAACAAGAAAAAAAUGACGAAAAAAAAACAAGAGAGAUUAUAAUGAAACACAACGGAUCACGAAUAAAAAGCACGCGUAUCUCGGUUUACGCAACGCAUCGAUAGAAACCGUGAUUAGCGAUCUUUUACGCGAAAAGAGAAAAAAAAACGUGUGUCCGUAUUUACGCUUGGUUUUUUGACGAUUAGUGUCGGACAGCGACGUUUUAAUAAUGGUGGCUAGGAAUUUUUUAAAACGGAACUAAACGCAUACGUAUUUGCGAU